Messenger RNA from Caenorhabditis remanei, 1365 nucleotides. RefSeq lists its product as uncharacterized. Gene Ontology annotation, biological process: proteolysis. Lineage: Eukaryota; Metazoa; Nematoda; Chromadorea; Rhabditida; Rhabditidae. The record is from RefSeq and is a predicted model, not a curated record. Bases 1 to 1365 code for a protein of 454 amino acids. Gene Ontology annotation, molecular function: cysteine-type peptidase activity. The transcript has 12 exons. Gene Ontology annotation, cellular component: lysosome.
AUGCCACCCAACUCUUUGAGUUUCCUGUUAUUAAUAUGUGCUCUUCUGAUAGCUCCGAUUCAGUCGAGAGGAUUCUUUGGAAUUCCUGGUGACUACUGCUCCACCCGUACCCAUACUUGCUGUGAGAACCGUGACGAUGACUGCACCGUCCCAAUUCUUGGAGAUCAUCUCUGUUACUGUGACAUGUUCUGUGAUCGUGGACCGGACGGAGGAAACGACUGCUGUCCAGACUUUGAGGCCACUUGCCGCGGAAGAGACAUCCAAAACGACCAGAGAAUCGACGGUGAAAGCUGCUCGAUGGACGGAGAAACUAAGGAAAAGAAUUGCGAAAAGUGCACUUGUCAAAAUGGAAUGUGGAAAUGUGACGGUACCGCGUGUCUCAUCCAACCAGAUAUUCUCGAGAAACUUCACACCGGAAGAUAUUCAUGGACUGCCCGUAACUAUUCGACAUUUUGGGGUCGAAGUUUGAGUGAUGGAAUUAAAUAUCGAUUGGGAACGUUGUUUCCGGAGAGAUCUGUACAGAAUAUGAACGAGAUUUUGAUCAAACCGAGAGAGCUUCCCGAGCAUUUCGAUGCCAGAGAUAAAUGGGGACACCUCAUCCAUCCGGUAGCAGAUCAAGGAGAUUGUGGAAGCAGUUGGGCGGUUUCAACGACUGGAAUCUCGUCUGAUCGACUCUCAAUCAUCUCGGAAGGCAGAAUCAACGCAUCUCUCUCAUCUCAACAGCUUCUUUCCUGUAAUCAACAUAGACAGAAAGGGUGUGAAGGAGGGUAUUUGGAUAGAGCAUGGUGGUACAUCAGGAAGUUGGGAGUCGUUGGAGAUCACUGCUAUCCAUAUGUUUCCGGACAAAGUAGAGAGCCGGGACAUUGUUUGAUUCCGAAGAGAGAUUAUACAAACCGUCAAGGUCUCCGAUGUCCAAGUGGAGAUCAAGACAGCACCGCCUUCAAAAUGACUCCACCCUACAAAGUGUCGAGUCGUGAGGAGGAUAUUCAGACGGAGUUGAUGACCAACGGACCAGUUCAAGCCACUUUUGUAGUCCACGAGGACUUCUUUAUGUAUGCUGGAGGAGUCUAUCAACACUCGGAUCUGGCUGCUCAGAAAGGAGCAUCUUCCGUUGCAGAGGGAUAUCAUUCUGUUCGAGUUUUGGGAUGGGGAGUAGAUCACUCGACUGGACGACCAAUCAAAUACUGGCUUUGUGCCAAUUCAUGGGGAACUCAAUGGGGAGAAGAUGGAUAUUUUAAGAUUUUGAGAGGAGAGAAUCAUUGUGAAAUUGAGAGUUUUGUUAUUGGUGCCUGGGGCAAAGGAUCAAAACGACGAAGACGAUUCAAGAUGAGAAAACUGCGUCGAUUCAAGAAGAUGUUCAAGUAG